Messenger RNA from Symbiodinium sp. CCMP2456, 1722 nucleotides. The record is from the annotation of a GenBank genome assembly. Lineage: Eukaryota; Dinophyceae; Suessiales; Symbiodiniaceae.
AUGUGGAUCAUCACUUGCUGGGGCAUUGGGGGCUGCAUUAUCGCCUUCGAGGCAGCCAGGCAGCAAAUUUAUCCAUUCAAGGAGGAGCGCAUCACUGUCGAAGGCCUCUGCAAGUACGCUUGUAUGGCCGGGGGUGGUGCUGGAGGACUGGUCUUCCUGGUGCUGAGUAGCGAUGCAUCCUUCACGGUUCGACUGGCAUUUGUGCUUUACAUCGUUCCGGUGGGACUGCUGAGUUUGCAGGCGGUACCACUGUUCAAGGAGGCUCGCCCCCGGAAUGACGAGCACAAGGUUGAGGCUGAGCCAGCUGGGUCCGCCACCAUCGUCUGGGAGGCGCUACCUCGAAGCAUGCGGCGUUGGCUUCGCUGCUGCCGCUCUUUGCCGAAUGAUUUGCCGACUGAGCCUCCAGCAAACAGUGCACUUCAACAUCUGUUGGCCAUGAAGUUCUGGAACGGAGCCUAUGGCGUCUGCAUUUCUUCCAUGCUCCUUUACUAUGUCACCUACGUCCUCCGCCUCAGCAGCUGGCAGCGCGUUCAAGUCAUCGUUGGGGCUGGCACAGCUGCGGGAGUUACAGAAGCAGUCAUGAACCUGGUGUAUGUGCACCUUUUCACGCGAGAUGACUCAUUGAGGGACAUGGCUGGGAAGAGUGAUCGCCGACUUCUCCGGAUUGUCGUUUCCUUUCGGCUUGUGAAUGCCUGCCUCACCUUCAUCUUGAUCGGAGUUCUCGAGCCUUCUGUGUUCUUACUCUUCGUGUGGUCGAUCAUCACGAGGAUGGGUCUUUGCAGCUUCUCCUUCUGGCGCAUCUCCGCACAGUGCUGGCUCGUCGACGAGGACUGCAUGUCCCGCUGCGCGGAUGGCAAGUGUCGCCAAAACAAGCGGGAAGGCCAGAUUUUCGGAGCACUCUCCAUGAGUCAGAUUCUCGCCGCCGCGAUCUUCUCCUCCUUGACCUUCCUCGGGCUUGGCUUGGCAGGUUUGGAAACAGAAAAUUGCGAAGCCAGCUGUUCAGUGGGAGGCAGUGAUGGCGUCUCGACCUGCAUUGAUGACUGCUUUCGCCAUGUCAUCAACCGGCAGCCAGAGUCCUUGCCGGCUUACGUCCGCUUCGUCAUCGGCUUCCUUGCUCCGAUGUGCGAGCUGCUGAUUGCCUACCACGCUUACAAGUUUCCGAUCAAGAACGCGCGCUUGCGGAAGCUGUAUUUGACCAAAGCCGCAGAGCGUGGAGACAUGAGUCUGACGGAAACCAACGAGGCAACAUCUGUGGACGCCUACUCUGCGAAGUCGCAGAUUGUUCUCUUGGACAAGGCCUCGGCUGAUCUGGCAGACGUGUCGUCAGAUGCAGUGGAGUCGUUCCAUGCGGCGGACUUUCAAGAUCGGGUGGUGCACACGGUGGAAAUGAUCGGAGGUGCAUCCCGAGCUCGACGUGCCUCCAUUUCCGUUCGCUUCGCUCGCAGCCCUGGGCACUCGAGGUGUGAGGUGCAAGGCGGUUCCGUGGUUCCAGAUCCUGCAGAGCCGGCCUCUGCUCCUGCGCAAGCAGAUGGCAAUGCAACGCGGCACAGCCGGACAACGCCACAUCUACUUCUCUUGGGCGAUCCUGGCACGGGCAAGUCGCAGCUGCUUCAGGCAGCGCAGGAGCUCGGCGGCCGCAGCAUCCGCACCAGCGGCCUGGGCUGCACCAGUGCCGGGCUGACUUGUGCUGCUGUCCGCGACGGUCCUGACUGGGCUUUGGAG